CCCAUCACCCAGAGACCGGCACCGCCCCAGGAGCAGCCAGGCAGCGAGCACCAGCGGACGGACGGACGGACGGACGGGGCCUGACGCUGGUUCUGUUACCACCUUGAGCAGCCGGAGGCCUCGGAGGAGCCGGUGCCUCCGGGGGAGCGGGGGCCGAAAGGCCUGCGGGCCGAUUUGCAGCCCUGCGGUUUGAACAAGACUUCUCUCACUGAGAACCACUCAGUGUAGCCCAAGCGUUGUUUGGAGUGAUCUGAAGCAGCAGAGUGACGCAGGGUCCCAGGCACUGCCGCCGUGGGCACCGAGCUCAGCGUCCGCCCCGGCGCCAUGGCGCGGGAGGAGUCGUGCCGGGAGGAGCCCAGCUACGACCAGAUGGCCACCCUGGAGCGGGGUCGGCCCGGCGUGGGGAGCUACACGGACGCCAAGCCCGGCGACCUGCAGCUGGCCUCCAGGCUGCCCCCCUGCUUCAGUCACAAGACGUGGGUCUUCUCCGUGCUGAUGGGGGGCUGCCUGCUCGUGACCGCGGGCUUCUCGCUGUACCUGGGGAACGUGUUCCCCUCCGAGAUGGAUUACCUGCGCUGCGCUGCGGGGUCGUGCGUGCCUGCAGCCAUCGUGAGCUUCGCCGUCUCCAGGCGGAACGUCAGUGUGAUCCCCAGUUUCCAGAUGCUGUUUGUGUCCACAUUUGCCGUCACCACCACCUGCCUGAUCUGGUUCGGCUGCAAACUGGUCCUGAACCCGUCGGCCAUAGACAUAAACUUCAACCUGAUCCUGCUGCUGCUGCUGGAGCUGCUCAUGGCGGCCACGGUGAUCGUCUCCGCGAGGUCCGGCGAGGCGCCAGGCAGGCCCAAGGGUUCCGUCUCUGACAGCAGCAACACGCUGUACGAAGUCGCCUUUCCUGUGCGGGUCCUGAAAUCCUACUCAGUCAUCGAGGUGAUUGCCGGCGUCUCUGCAGUCCUGGGUGGGGUCAUCGCCCUGAAUGUGGACGACGCCGUCUCCAGCCCGCACCUCUCGGUGACAUUCUUUUGGAUCUUAGUGGCCUGCUUCCCCAGCGCCAUUGCCAGUCACGUGACAGCAGAGUGUCCCAGCAGGUGUCUGGUGGAGGUGCUGAUGGCCAUCUGCAGCCUCUCGGCGCCGCUGCUGUUCACGGCCGCCGGGUACCUGACCUUCAGCGCGAGGAGGGUCAUGGAGGUGUUUGAAGAUCACCCGCCCGCCCUCAAGUCCCACGACGUGCUGCUGCUGCUGCUGAUGCUGGAGCUGCUGCUGCAGGCGGGCCUGCACACGGGCACCGUCAUCCAGUGCGCCAGCUUCAAGGUGGCCGGCCCCCGGGAGCGCCCCGCCGCCCAGGUGGCCCGGAGCCCCCUGAAGGAGUUCGACAAGGAGAAAGCCUGGAGAGCCGUGGUGGUGCAGAUGGCCCAGUGACGGCGUGGCCCCGCACACGGCCGCGCCCAGAUGCUAGUCCCCCCGAGCUGCUACCUUCUAACCCCUUCCUGCGGUGAGGCCGCUGGCUGCCAGGUGGACUUUCAUUUCUAAACAGGCAAAUGCUGACCGUGCUGUGCUUGCGGGUCGGUCAGCUCGGUGCCGGGUGAGGAGGGGCCCGAGCUGGGGCUGGACUCUCCGCGCCGGCCGCGGCAGCUUUCCUGUCCACUGUGGCCUGCCGCCGCUGUCUGCCCCACCUGCCCCUCACCCAGUGCCCGCCCGGGUUGCGUUGAGCACCUGCUGUGCGCAGACGGCUGCACGCCGGCCCAGCCCAUUCGGCGUUUCCGCUCUGAGUUCCCUGACCGAGGCCCCGCCCAGCACCGUCUUCCGGACGAGGGCAGACCUGCGUGCUCUGUCCUGUGUCCAGGCCCCGAGACACUGCUGCUCCCCGGGGUGUGGACGCAGGACAGCCGCACCUACGCCCCUUCCCCACCACGACCCCCUGCCGCACUGCUGCCCUCUCUCUGCCGACCCAGUCAUUGCGGACGCGGCCCCCCCGAUCCGGGGUGCCGCUCCACGCACGGGCAGCUGGUCUGCACUUGUCACCAGCCAGUCGCAGCCCCUGAGCCCUUGGUCAGCAACCACACGGAGCUCAGCCAUCCACUGCGCCAGCUCAGUGACCUCUGGAGCGGGGCCGCAUCAACCGCUUUGAAAACUGCCCGGGUCGCAUCUCUGUGUCUCGAUGGCCGCAGUGACCCGGGCCAGGCGGAGCCCCUCCCCCUCCCUCCUGCCCCGUCGCCUCUGCUCCCCUGGCCAGACCACGGCCGCCACCUGCCAGACGCUGCGCCCCGGAGUCCUCACCACCUGCUAACCAGUAGUCCGUCUCGAUCCUCACUCACCUGGGGGCUGGGCCGGGCUGGGGGUCUCCUCCAUCCGCCCCCACCCGCCUGCCAGACUUCAGGACAGUGUGGGUGUGAGAAUAACACUUGCUCUGAUUAAACGUGUG
Messenger RNA from Phyllostomus hastatus (greater spear-nosed bat), 2419 nucleotides. RefSeq names its product modulator of VRAC current 1 (gene MLC1). The record is from RefSeq and is a predicted model, not a curated record. Gene Ontology annotation, cellular component: endoplasmic reticulum; cytoplasmic vesicle; plasma membrane. Bases 325 to 1416 code for a protein of 363 amino acids. NCBI's taxonomy places the organism in Eukaryota, Metazoa, Chordata, Mammalia, Chiroptera, Phyllostomidae. The transcript has 12 exons. Gene Ontology annotation, biological process: regulation of response to osmotic stress.